Molecule: messenger RNA, 1771 nt
Organism: Doryrhamphus excisus (bluestripe pipefish)
Lineage: Eukaryota; Metazoa; Chordata; Actinopteri; Syngnathiformes; Syngnathidae
Source: RefSeq, a predicted model, not a curated record
GUCAUCAAACCUCGCCGUCACGUCCCUGCACACAGCAGUCAGCGAAUCAGCUGUGGAGGAAGCCAACUUUGCUUCAAUCUGCGACAAGAACAGUCUUCUCCGUGACUGUUUGGUUAGUCAACAGUUAACAGAAUUUAUUAAUCAGCCAAACAUUGGCCUCUGGCAACACGACACAGAUUAAAAACAAGCACUGCCUCGGCGUGCUAACAUCGCUAGAGAGCAACUAAGCUAGUAGUUUUGGCGCACUUUGGAUGAGCAACAUCACCUCGGUUCAGCAUGGACCGCAGCGGAACGGUACAUACAUCUCCAGGCAAGGACAACUCCAGCUCCGAUGACAACGUUCCUCUCUCGGAACUCGGCGUGAGGCGCCCCACAAAGGGAAAGGCGUCUCCGGAGAACGCACACAGCUCUAAAGAAGAUUCAAAGGAGGACAGAAGUGAUGACGAGCCGCUGAUUAAGCAGAAGACGUCUGCAAAGAAGAGAGACAGCAAGUUGUCCACAUUUCACGGCAGAAAAUGGAAGAACGCAGCAGACGACAGCUCUGACAACGCUCCUCUGGUCAAAGCAAAAGCCUCAUCCAAGUCUGGCAAGAAGCACUUCUCAACGCCACCCAAGAAAUCUGCCAUGAAGAAGAAAGAGGUGAAGGAUGAUGACGUGAGUUCAGACGAUGAACCUCUGAGUGUGCGUGCCAAGAAGCUGAGGCCUCAACACAAGGAAAAUCUGCCUGUCGGGACAUCCCAAGCAGACAAUGGGGCAAAAUCCAAAAGGAGCGCUGCGAAGAAAAGAGUCAAAUAUACAGAAUCUUCCAACGAGAGCUCCGAUGACGAGCCGCUGACAGCCAUCGUGGGGAGGAAGGCCAUCGCCGCCCGUCAGCAGACGCCCGCAAACAAGAGGAGCAAACCAAAGCGAACCAGCAAAGGGCACAAAGCAGAGCCUCCAUCUUCUCACGACACCUCUGACGAUGACACGCCCCUUGUGACCCCCAAGCAGCGAAAGCCAGCCGAGGAAAAGAGAGGCAAGAAGAUCACCCUGACGCAAGGCAGCGCGUCUAAAAAGAGACGAGGUCAGUCUGAUGACAGCUCAGACGACCAGCCUCUGAAGAAAUCCCAAACGGAAAAGACGUCCAAGCUGAAAAAACAACCCUCUGCUCUGAAAAAGAAGGCGGCGACCCCCAAAGCAGGCAAAAAGAAGGUCGGCCAAGCUGCCAGCUCUGAUGAUGAAUCUUUUGUGGAAGCAUUUAAGCACCCUCAAGUGACCAAGAAGCUCACUAUCAAACUGGAGAGGUGUGAGAUUAAGGAAGCAGCUGCCACAGGAAGUCACCACGGAGAAUGGCGCGUUGCAGAAGAGCCCACUGAGAAACUUGUGGAAAGCUCAGAGUAACGGAAGAAAAGUCUUAUUCAUGUUUUGAGUGUUUUCUGUACGGGGGAUGUUUGUUUCAAAGCAGGUUUGUUUUAGACGCUUUUAGAGAGAGCCCCUCCUAAAACACAUAUGUCCAAAAAAAAACAUGUUUUCUAUGUAAAUAAUUUUACAAGUCAAUUUGUUGACUCCAAUUUUGAAGUUUGGGACCAAACGCUUUUAAGUUUGACACCAAACAUCACUCGCUUUUAUGUGCACACAAGCAUGUUUCUGAAAUGUUUUACUAUUGCCAGUUGUUUGAUGCCGAUGCGCGCUUUUAUUGUUUACAGAGAAGAAAACUGUGAAGUUGCACACCAAUAUCUGUUUUUUUUUGCUCCCAGAAUCGAAUGUACUUUCAGCAUGCUUUAGUGAUGAA